Chaetomium strumarium is the source of this 2793-nucleotide messenger RNA. Its product is annotated as putative dipeptidyl-aminopeptidase B. Gene Ontology annotation, molecular function: dipeptidyl-peptidase activity; serine-type peptidase activity. NCBI's taxonomy places the organism in Eukaryota, Fungi, Ascomycota, Sordariomycetes, Sordariales, Chaetomiaceae. The record is from RefSeq and is a predicted model, not a curated record. Gene Ontology annotation, biological process: proteolysis. The coding region runs from base 1 to 2793 and encodes 930 amino acids. Gene Ontology annotation, cellular component: plasma membrane. The transcript is spliced from 2 exons.
AUGUCACCCUACUCGGACGAUCCGUUCGUGUCGUCCCGCAGCUCCCGGAGACACAGCUUGAGCCGAGAUAGGAGGAGUACGAGCGGAUCGAGAAUGUCGCACGAGUCGGAAUCGUCCGUCUCCACCACGAGCAUCGUCUUCGACCGCAUCGGCGAGCGGGUCGCCGCCCAGGAAGCCGCGCUCGAGAAGGGUCGCCGUGGCGAUGCUGACGAUGACGACGAUGACGACGAAGCUGCCCUGAAGGACGAGCCGAAUAAUGAUGAUCUCGAGACCGGCCCCUUCCUCGGCAACGGCCGGCCGGCCGAGCAUGCGGGCGCUAAGGGUCCGGGAAUGGACCGCGGAAUGCGCAGGGUACUCCUGGUUGCGGCCGGCCUGCUGAUCUCCGCCUGGGUCGUCGGUCUGUUCGUCUACGUAACGACCAAGUCGUACCAGCCCGCCUCGGAGACGGCCCACGAUCCGCAAGCGACCGUAUUGCGAGGCUCCGGGAAGGCGGUGACGCUGGACCAGGUGCUGGGCGGCUUUUGGCGUCCCGAGUUCCACGCUAUACGAUGGGUUUCCGGGCCGAACAGCGAGGAUGGCCUUCUGUUGGAGAAGGACGUGCCGGGGAAGGACUACCUGGUUGUGGAAGAUGUUCGCAAGCAAGAUCCGGCCGCUGCCGGUGGCUCGGCUGGUCUGCAGGUGGCCGAGUCCACCGUCCUGAUGGAGCAGGGAACCUUUAACUACGGGGAGAGAACAUACACAGUGCAGAAGGUCGCACCGAGUAAAGACUUCAAGAGAGUAUUGGUUGCGACUGACGUGGAGUCUAACUGGCGCCACUCCUCGUACGCCGCUUACUGGAUCUUUGAUGUCCAAACGCAAACGGCGGACCCCUUGAUCCCCGGUGAGCCUGGGGCGCGCAUUCAGCUUGCCCAGUGGAACCCAUCGGGGGACGCCGUUGCCUUCACCCGAGACAACAAUCUGUACUUGCGCAGAGUUGGGGCGGACAAUCUCAUCCAGAUCACCCGGGAUGGCGGCUCCGAGAUGUUCAACGGAGUGCCUGACUGGGUCUAUGAGGAAGAAGUGUUUGCUGGUGCUAGUGCGACAUGGUGGUCCGAAGACGGCAAUUACAUUGCCUUCCUGCGGACUAACGAGACUGGCGUGCCCGAGUAUCCGGUUGAUUAUUUCCUAUCAAGACCCAGCGGCACCAAGCCCGAGCCGGGCGAAGAGGCGUAUCCCGAGACUCGGAUGAUCAAGUAUCCGAAGGCCGGAGCGCACAACCCGGUCGUUGAGCUGAAGUUCUACGAUGUGACACGCGGCGAUGUCUUCUCUGUGGAUAUCUCGGGCGGGUUCGCGGACGAUGACCGACUCAUCACCGAAGUCGUGUGGGCAGGCAAGCAGGUCCUGGUAAAAGAAACAAACAGGGUCAGCGAUGUUAUGCGCGUGGUCCUCGUGGACGUGUCGUCGCGCACCGGCAAAGCCGUCCGGACCACGGACGUCAAGGCCAUCGAUGGUGGUUGGUUUGAGAUCACCCAUCAGACCAAGUAUAUCCCAGCCGACCCGUCCAAAGGGCGAGACCAUGACGGCUACGUCGACCUGGUAAUCCAUGGUGAUGGCAACCACCUGGCCUACUUCACGCCACUGGACAACCCGGACCCGGUCAUGCUGACCUCGGGUGACUGGGAAGUUGUCGACGCUCCGUAUGCGGUGGACUUGGGCAACAAUGUCGUCUACUUCCUCGGAACCAAAGAAUCCUCGAUCCAGCGGCAUGUGUACCAGGUCAAGCUUACGGGAGAGGGCUUAACUUCGGUAUCCGACACUUCUUCCGAAGGCUACUAUGGGGUUUCGUUCUCGGCCGGGGCCGGCUAUGCACUCUUGACCUACCACGGCCCUGGGAUUCCAUGGCAGAAGGUCAUAUCCACGCCGAGCAACCCCAACCAGUACGAGCACACCGUGGAAGAAAACCUGGAGCUUGCCGAAAGUGCCAAGAAACACGAGCUUCCUAUCAAGAUAUACGGCACUAUCAAUGUCGACGGCGUGGAACUCAACUACGUCGAGAGACGGCCGCCGCACUUUGACGAGAGCAAGAAGUACCCGGUUCUCUUCCAGCAGUACAGCGGCCCGGGCUCUCAAACCGUGAACAAGAAGUUCGGCGUCGACUUCCAGUCCUACGUGGCCGCAGGGCUAGGAUACGUCUGUGUCACAGUCGAUGGCCGCGGCACCGGCUACAUCGGGCGCAAGAACCGCGUCAUUGUGCGCGGCAAUCUGGGCCACUGGGAGUCGCACGAUCAGAUCGCGGCCGCCAAGAUCUGGGCCAAGAAGAAGUACGUCGAUGAGUCGAGGCUUGCCAUCUGGGGCUGGAGCUUCGGGGGGUUCAACACGCUCAAGACGCUCGAGCAAGACGCCGGGCAGACGUUCCGCUACGGCAUGGCCGUCGCCCCGGUCACGGACUGGCGCUUCUACGACAGCAUCUACACGGAACGGUACAUGCUCACUCCACAGGCCAACGGGCACGGAUACGAUACCAGCGCCAUCAACAACGUCACGGCCCUGGCGCAGAACGUGCGGUUCCUGAUCAUGCACGGCCUGGCGGAUGACAACGUGCACUUCCAGAACUCGCUGACGCUGCUGGAUAAGUUGGACUUGGUUGGGGUGGAGAACUAUGAUGUCCAUGUGUUCCCGGACAGCGACCACAGCAUCUACUUCCACAACGGGAAUCGGAUUGUAUACGACAAGCUCACCAACUGGCUCAUCAACGCGUUCAAUGGCGAGUGGCUCAGGGUAGCGAACCCGACGCCGAGUGGAAAGAAGAAGUAG